AUUCUGAGCUAAAAUGGAAUCUUCACCUGCUACCAAAAUGAUUUAUAGGUACCUUGGCAAUUCUGGGAUUAAGGUGUCCCUGCUUUCAAUGGGUACAAUGCUUGUAGAUUACUCUACAGAGAAUGAAAAAACUUGGCUGGAAUGUGCUAAAUACGCCAAAGAAGCAGGAGUUAACUACUUUGACUCUGCAGAGAUGUAUGGGUAUGGUAAAGGAGAUGAACUCCUUGGCAGAGCCAUUAAAGAGAACGAAUGGAGAAGGGAAGACCUUGUUAUUGCAGUAAAGGUCUUCUUUGGCAAUAACGUCAAUGCUAUUGGGCUCUCAAGGAAAUAAAAUUAUCGAAGCAACGAAAUCUUCAUUAAAAAGAAUGGAUUUAGAAUACUGAGACAUAGUAUAUGCACAUACAUUUGAUCCAGAGACUCCUUUGGAGGAAACGUGUAGAGCAUUUAAUUGGUUGAUCAAGAAAGGAUAUGCUCUCUAUUGGGGCACCUCCUCCUGGCCUGAAGACAUCAUAAUGAAAGCUAUCAAGCUGUGUGAUGAGAAGGGAUGGGACAGACCUAUCGUCGAGCAGUAUAAGGUAGAGAAAGGAUAUGAAAGACUAUCAGAGGAAUAUGGAUAUGGCUUUGCAGCAAGAUCUUCUCUUGCUAGUGGAAUCCUUUCCGGAAAAUACAACAAUGAUACAAUCCCAAAAGACUCAAGAUUUGGGAAAAAUGAAUCGCUGAAAGAGAUAGCUUGGCUAAAAUAUUUCCCAGAAGAAACAAAGGACGAAACUUUAGAAGCCUUGAAAAAGUUUUCAGACUUAGCAGAGGAGAACAAAGCGACUCCAUCUCAACUAGCUUUAGCAUGGAUAACUUCAAACAAAGAUAUCCAUACAUGAAUUUUUGGAGCCUCUAGUCUAGAUCAAUGAAAAGAAAACUUAGAUUCUCUUGAAACUACAGUAAAUUGGAAUGAGGAUCUUGAAAAGAAAGUUAACGAAAUCUUUAAAAACCAGCCAAUCCCAGGAUUCGAUGCCAAAAAAUGGAGCUUGAUGCCACCAAGAAGAGACCAAAGACUCAACCUGGAACUCAAACUCGGUGAAAUCCAGUACAAGUCUGAUUAUGUGUAA
This is a messenger RNA of Moneuplotes crassus, 1103 nucleotides long. The record is from the annotation of a GenBank genome assembly. NCBI's taxonomy places the organism in Eukaryota, Ciliophora, Spirotrichea, Euplotida, Euplotidae.